This is a messenger RNA of Morus notabilis, 893 nucleotides long. RefSeq lists its product as uncharacterized. NCBI's taxonomy places the organism in Eukaryota, Viridiplantae, Streptophyta, Magnoliopsida, Rosales, Moraceae. The transcript is spliced from 2 exons. The record is from RefSeq and is a predicted model, not a curated record. The coding region runs from base 57 to 554 and encodes 165 amino acids.
UCCCAUAACCAUUACUCUCUCUCUCUCCUCUCUCUCUCUCUCUUUAAUAAGAAAAUAUGUUGCUCGGAAAACGUCCACGACUGCCGAUCAAGAGAACGACGAGCAUGACAGGCAUCACCGUUGAUCUCACCGGCGGUGAAGCGCCGGAGCCGUGCGAUCAACUGGCCCCUCCUCCUCCUCAUCAUCAUCAUAACCAUAACUUCAUUGAAGCUCAAAGUCAGGACAAUAAUACGAGUUUUUUGGGAUAUAACUACCAAGAAUCGCGCUCCAAUCAUAACUUCCUGCAGUCCAUGCUGUCGCCGAGAACCAACACUUACCGCCGAAACUCCACCGAUUUCGUCGAGACCGCCGAUUUCCUCCGCACCUGCGGCCUCUGCAAGCGUCGCUUGGCUUCUGGCCGUGACAUCUAUAUCUACAUGGGAGACAUGGCAUUUUGUAGCUUAGAAUGUAGGGAGAAGCACAUAAAGCAAGCCGAGGAGAAAGGCAACUCUUCGGCAAGGAUAUCACCCGGCGACCGCCGCCAAAAACCGGCGUCAUCGGUGGCUGAGUCCUGAUUGGAAGUGGACGGCUUCAAGGGAGAGACAGAGAGUAGUGAGGGGAAAAAAAUGGAGAAUUUGAGGCACACAAGAAGGAAGCGAGCAGUGCAAUAUGAUGUUUGCCUUUCCAUGGAUGGGUCCCACCAUUGAUGUUAUCUAAUAUAGUAUGAUAUGGCCUUCUUUUCUUAGCUUUAUCUUUUUUUUUUCCCUUGUUCCACUAUUAUAAAAAAAAAAAAAAAAAAAGGUAAAAAGAAAAUGAAUCAAAUCUCCAUGGAUACAAUCUUCUUCUGUGUAAGAAUGAAGAUGGGGAAAUCUCUACUCAUCUGAAUGGAUUUUUUCCUAUGAUUCAAACAAUAU